Molecule: messenger RNA, 1698 nt
Organism: Asparagus officinalis (garden asparagus)
Lineage: Eukaryota; Viridiplantae; Streptophyta; Magnoliopsida; Asparagales; Asparagaceae
Exons: 3
Coding region: 1-1698 (565 amino acids)
Source: RefSeq, a predicted model, not a curated record
AUGACAGAGGACGAACGGCGACAAUCACCAGAGCAAGUUCCGGAAGAGGUCAGGAUGCUGGAUACUCAUGAGGUGGAACCUUCGAGAGUUCAGACUCGGAGUAAGAGUGCCACUGGAAAAAGAGCACUAGACCCGGCUGAAGAAGCCAGGUAUGACAAACGAGCUCGUCGAAAGUUAGCGCUCGAGCCUCUUGCUUCCAAACUUAUGUCAGAUGCUCAGAAAGCAUGGCAUGCCGAGGAGGAAGAACGAGAAUCAACUGUUAUAGGACUCUCGCCUCAGCCUGGUCUCCCCAGUGUUGGUCCUGCUUUAAGAGGCCCUGCUUCUUCUGCACAUUCAUUGCAUGAAGAAGAACAUGGAGAUGAAUCAUUUGUAGGGGAAGAUAUACCUCCUGUCCAAGAACCUACUGUGACUGCCCAACAAGAUUCAGUAACGGACAAGUCUCCUUUUACUUCUGUGUUGCUACCCCCUGCAGGAGGUACACAGUUAAGCCUUAUGACUGGGGUCAUAUCAAAACCUACUAUCGCCGAGGAUCCACCAGCGUUUCCUUCCGUAGACGAAGAUGAGCCUAUGGACCAUAGCGACGGCGAGGAUGAUAUGGAUGAUGAUGGUGACCAAAGUGGGGGUAAUGAAAAUGAUGACCACUUGGGUGAUGAUAGUGAUGACCCCGGUGAGUGGGAUAUUCCACCGCCACAGUCUUCAGACAAGGCUUCAGCCUACAUUCCCCUGCCUCUCACUGAUCCUAUGGUUCAUGAGGCAAGCGUUGUCAUCCCUGCUUCCACGCAACAACUUAUGCUACCCCCAGCUCAGGUGUCAGAAUCACCUUGCUUGGAACUCUCAACGACAACUUUCCCACCGACGACCUUAUUGACCAUUUCUUUAGCCUCUACAGAAGUUGUAGACGUGCCAAGAUCAUCAGAAGUAGGGGAACUUAUGGUUCUUCAAUCGAGUUCAUCUCAAUUGGAUGUCGACGUUCCCUCUCAAGCCACUACGCCAAAAUCACCCGCUGGUCUCUUGCUUGGUUCUAUAUCUUCGGAAGUUUCUGUACCGGUUCCCAUUGCUGCUUCGAGUCCCACAGACGUGCCGGAUUUCCUUAAGAUUUCUCUUAAUUAUCUAGAGAGUCUGACCAAGAAGGUAAUUGAGGUGGUAUUGGCUGGCAGAGAUACUUUUGAUACCUUCAAGCCUAUGCUCACAAAUAGUUUAAAUAACCUCAAGUUCAUGGGUGAUGUCGACGUAGUUCGUCGUUGCUCAGAAGCUAUCUCACGCCUGGAGGCACAAUUAAGGUUCUUGGAGGCCUUAGGUCGUGCUGAUAUCCAAGCGCAGAUUGCGUCGACUUUCGAAGACAUCCGGACUGAAGAAUUUAACAAGUAUGAAGCUGCUCAGCGUCAUAUAGCCGAGGAAGAAGUCCGGGUGGAACAUUUGCAGAAGCUGCAUGCUCAAAAGCAAGCUGAGCUAUCGCUCUCCAACACUUCUCUAGAGAAUUUACGAGAGAAGAUCAUCGCUACUGAAGUAGAGCUGACUAGGUUGAAAGCUCAAUUCAAGCGAGAAGAAGCUAUUGUUACUGAACUCAACGUCAAGAGCGCGACCUCUCUAGUAGAUUAUCGCACAGGAGCUAAUGCUCUUGCAGAGGCUAAACAGAAGAUUGCUGCCAUGUUGCCUGACGAGGACGAGCUUCGGAAACGAGCUGAAAUGCUAGUGUGA